AUGGAGAAGGCGAGUAGGCGGCGCGUGCCGGCGUUUGGGGAGUGGAACUACUACUACUACAGCGGCGAGCUGUCCACGCCUGCUGCAGCCGCCGAGGGGUACGCGCCGGCGCCGGUUCAGGAUGGCCGCAGCGAUGUGUGGUUCAGGUACCCGUCGCCCCCGCGACGAAAGCCACCGCCCAGUAAGGUCAGGAGACUGGAGAUGGACAAGUCUUACAGCAGCGGCAAGCGGGGGCUUCAUCAUGCAACGAACGUGAGGGCGUCCGACGCUGGGGCACCGACAACGGUUCGCACCCCGGCGAAGGCCGCCACCCCCAGGGUGCGGGUUGUACGGUCUGUCGAUGCGGACCUGUACCAGGUGCCCCCGCCGGACUUUGUCGCCGACGAGCCGACACUACAGAAUAAGAAGAAGGCGUCGAGGACGAGAAGCCUUUGGAUGGGUUGCUUGGGGUUUAAUUGCUUCGCCUGA
Phragmites australis (common reed) is the source of this 468-nucleotide messenger RNA. RefSeq lists its product as uncharacterized. The transcript is spliced from 3 exons. NCBI's taxonomy places the organism in Eukaryota, Viridiplantae, Streptophyta, Magnoliopsida, Poales, Poaceae. The record is from RefSeq and is a predicted model, not a curated record. Bases 1 to 468 code for a protein of 155 amino acids.